This is a messenger RNA of Colletotrichum orchidophilum, 1272 nucleotides long. Its product is annotated as NUDIX domain-containing protein. Lineage: Eukaryota; Fungi; Ascomycota; Sordariomycetes; Glomerellales; Glomerellaceae. The record is from RefSeq and is a predicted model, not a curated record. The transcript is spliced from 2 exons. Bases 1 to 1272 code for a protein of 423 amino acids.
AUGCGGUUCUCCAUGCUCAACAUCCAAAGGCUCGUCCUUUUGAGCGCUUUUGGCCUAAGUGCCGUAAAGGCCCAAACCGGUGACCUUGGCGCAGAAGAUGGCCUUGGGCCAGUAAAUGACUCUGGCCCAGAAGUUGACACUGGCCCAGAAGUUGACCCUGGCCCAGAAGUUGACCCUCACCCAGAUGAUGACCUUCGCGACGGAGAUGAAGAGGAUGAUGUUUGGAAGAAUUUCGGAACGGUCGAUCCUUGGCGACUACCCGCUAAUUAUAAAGAAGGAGAUGGCGACAAAGCCGGCUCUGUGUUCCUAGUGCCCUCGGGUUACCGUAUCCGAUGCGGCGUCGUCCCUUAUGACAACAACGGCGAAAUUUGGAUGAUUCCAGUCUCCAAAUCCUUCAAAGAGAUCGGCUACAUUCUCCCUCGCGGCGGGUACGAUUCGGACAAGGAUCAUUCUCUCGCAGACUGUGUGCUGCGAGAGUCGGAAGAAGAAGCCGGCCUCAUAAUCGACAGAAACUCCUUGAUUCCUCUGGGACUCGGCAACCACAGUGCGGUAUACUGGUACAGGGGCAAAAUAACCGAGACCGGCACACCUACCGAGGGUCGAAGUCUGCCGCCAAAGAACUUUACCAUCGAUGGUACGCGCGAGCAGCUGCGCAAGCCUCUUAAGAAGCCGUCAAAGAAGGCAGACAUGCGCCAAGCGUUCCACAAUGCUGCGACUGCGGAUGAGUCUAAGAGCUAUGCGUUGACAUUCGCGGCGAAUGGGGGCGCCACAACUGGCGGCUCGGCUUCAUCGGGUAAUUCAGGCUACUCAACGGAGGAUGAAGAUAAGUGGAAGGUGAUCUACAAUGAUGGAUAUACCAACGGCGAACAACCUAUUGUCAAGAUUUGGUGCGAUCCUCUAGAUUUCAAAAUCGUCGCCAAAGGGGCACGGCCAAACCAAGCGCCAACCGGCUCGAGUCUCAGCUCAAUCAUGCUGGAGCUGUGGAAGGCGACAGGUGUGAGCAUCACGGAGAUCAAGUCCAUCGAGUUCUGGGAGGUCGUCGACCUAGACACGGAAACCGCGAUCAGCGACGCACGCACCGAGCUCAACGGAGAUGGCGGAGGUUUCACCACGACUAACGAAGUGGGUGAGGAAAAGGCUUGGAGCAAGCUGAAGGAUAGCUCUUAUGGAAAAGUGGCUGCACAAUUAUCUAAGGAUCUUAGUAAUAAUUUCGCUGCGAUCACUGUAACCGGCGGCGAUGAUCCAAGCAUCCUUUUCCUGUUCAAGUCAUAG